CCUCUCCGUGCCCCCUCCUCCGGCACUCGAGUCCCCGCCCAACCCGCACACCUCUGGGCUACUACUUACUUGCGCCGUCCCGGAACCCAACCAAGCUUCCCAGGUCCUAGUCUCCCGAUCCAACUCGUUCCCUGAGAGUUCUGUCUCUCCCACCCAGCUGGCUUUCCCUCUGCCCUACCCCCGCUCCCGCCCCACCAGCUCGCCUUCCCCAGGUACCCUCCAGACCCGCCUCCCCCGGCCCGGAGAUUGUACAAUGCCCAAACCUGCCCUAGUUGCUCUCCUGCUGACAGCGGCAGCCCUGCCCCGAGGUGCUUCUCUGAGCUGCUUCUCCUGCUCCAAACCCACAGCCCUGUCUCUUUGUACUGAUGUAGUCAAUUGUUCAACCACCGAGGGAUGGUGUCAAACCAUGCUGCUGUCUCUGCAAUCUGGUUAUCCCUUCAUUGAGGAGAAAACAGUUCAGCGGGGAUGUGUGGCCUCCUGUAUUCCCACAGAACCUGAGGCCGUUGGAGAAUCUCAACCCAUCCUCUGUUGCAACACUGAUCUCUGUGUGGACAGUGGGGCCCUGGUGCCCCGAGGGUCCCGCCUUACCUUGAUUGGAAUCCUGUCAGCCCUGCUCAGCCGAUGCUAGCUGAUGAGGCCACCAACACAUCUAUGUAACGAAGGCACUGCACUUGAUCCCUGAAACUACUGAAUUUCCACAAAUAUAUUUGAAUGUCAUCCCUUUUUCAUUUGUCACCAAGGAGAAAAACAAGACCAUCCCUAUCAUAAAGAAAUAUUUCGGCUUCUGAAACCAACAUGAUUCAUAAUAAUCCUAGUUAGCCUUUGAAAUCUGAGAUCAGACAGAAGCCCAAUUUGUUGAGUUUGCUGAUUAGCCAUGGCUAGGGAUUACAAGCAACUCCAGAAAGUGCUUUUGUUUUCUGCUCAAUAUCCAACAGAAGAGCUCAAGAAUUGAAAAAUUAAUCAGGUGGGACCUGAAAGUUAAUUAACCAGGACCUUGCAUAGAAAUCGGAAUAUACAAGCCUAGAGAAGAUAUUAAAAUUCUUUUAUUCACAA
Messenger RNA from Antechinus flavipes (yellow-footed antechinus), 1053 nucleotides. RefSeq names its product secreted Ly-6/uPAR-related protein 1-like. Lineage: Eukaryota; Metazoa; Chordata; Mammalia; Dasyuromorphia; Dasyuridae. Gene Ontology annotation, molecular function: acetylcholine receptor inhibitor activity. Bases 254 to 628 code for a protein of 124 amino acids. The transcript has 4 exons. The record is from RefSeq and is a predicted model, not a curated record.